Molecule: messenger RNA, 2101 nt
Organism: Mauremys reevesii (Reeves's turtle)
Lineage: Eukaryota; Metazoa; Chordata; Testudines; Geoemydidae
Gene: UBXN2B
Product: UBX domain protein 2B
Exons: 10
Coding region: 116-1204 (362 amino acids)
Biological process (GO): nuclear membrane reassembly; autophagosome assembly; Golgi organization
Cellular component (GO): cytosol; nucleus
Molecular function (GO): ubiquitin binding
Source: RefSeq, a predicted model, not a curated record
GCUCAGGGCUGGUCCUGAAUUGCUGUUACUGACUUGCUGUAUCACUUUGGGUAAAUCAUCUUCUUUUUAAAAAUGAGAUUAUUAAUGUGUACAUUCAUUUGUAAAGCACCUUGAGAUGAAAUUUGCUACUCUCUCAACAUUCACUGGAUGGUUCACAAGGAUCCCUUCCCCCCACUUACAGGUGAUCAAAGAAAACAGAAAGUUGGCUUUGGCUGGGUUAUAUGAAGAUGAAGUUAAAGGCAAGUUAUCCCAUUCUGACAGACCACCAGCUACAGUGUUCGGUAACCCAAGAGUACCAGUUCAGAGUCUAAAAAUUGACUCCUUCAGAAGCUUGAGAAAACCAGAAAGAAGCAUGAGUGAUGACAAAGAAAACCAAAGAUUUUACUCAGGUGACUCAGAAUAUAGCGGACUACAGAUUGUUGGGCCUUCUAAUAGUAGGAAUCCCCAUAAAAUUGUUGGUGAACUUUUCAAAGAGGCGAAAGAACAUGGGGCAGUUCCACUGGAUGAAGCUGCAAGAGCCUCAGAUGAUUUUAGUAAAGCUAAAUCAUUUUCAGGUGGUGGAUACAGAUUGGGUGACUCAUCCCGGACGCGCUCUGAAUAUAUAUAUGGAGAAAAUCAGAAUGGGCAAGAUGUUCAAUUUUUGCUUAAACUGUGGAGGAAUGGUUUCAGUUUAGAUGAUGGAGAGUUGAGAACUUACACAGACCCAACAAAUGCUCAGUUUCUUGAGUCUGUUAAAAGAGGGGAGAUUCCUUUGGAACUUCAACGGUUGGUGCAUGGUGGCCAAGUUAACUUGGAUAUGGAAGACCACCAAGAACAAGAAUAUGUAAAGCCUAGAUUGAAAUUCAAAGCUUUCAGUGGAGAAGGACAAAAGCUUGGAAGCCUCACACCUGAAAUUGUCAGUACACCUUCUUCCCCAGAAGAAGAGGAUAAAUCCAUUCUUAAUGCAACUGUUCCGAUUGAUGACUCCAUUGCAACAACUAAAAUUCAGAUUAGGCUAGCGGAUGGAAGCCGUUUGAUACAAAGAUUCAAUCAAACACACAGGAUUAUGGAUAUUCGAGACUUUAUUAUCCAGUCCCAUCCUGCAUUUGCAGCAGCUGACUUUGUUCUUGUGACUACAUUUCCAAAUAAAGAGCUAACAGAUGAAAGUCUGACACUACAAGAAGCAGAUAUACUUAACACUGUGAUUCUUCAACAACUAAAGUAAUCUUGCACCUGUCAGUGCAAUAUAGCUUUUGGGGAUAGGUAUUGUGCCAAACAAGGAUGCUUCCAGUGGUGCGGAGGGAGGGAAUCAAAUCAACAUCUUCUUUCACUUGUACAGAUCAGUUUUGUUUUUGUUUCUGUUCUGUCUUCCAAUGAUAACAUAUUUGAAUCAGAUUUUAGAGUGAUUUCUCACCAAAUGUUUUUACAGUUUUAAAACUAAGCUUGUAUAAAUCGAUAUGUUCCAAAACCUAACAAAAACUAAUAAGCUACUUGAGAAACACAGCUAUCACUUUAUUGUUCAGAUAUUUUUAGGGCAGAAAAGCAGUUUUUUCAGGGAGUCAGUGUCUUUUUACACACUUGGUAAGUCUUGCACUAAGGAAAUGAUUUAUGCUGCAGUGACAAACAGCCUUUUGAACACUUAACCCAGUAGGUUGAGAUAUGUUUAUUUCCCUUAGCACAUAGAUUUUCAAGUAUUCUCUUUGUAAGUUGACAUGUGUACGUGCCCUAAUAUGAUUUUAAAGUAUUCGGUUUAUAGUGUUUUGUUGGUGCAGUAUAAUUAUUUUAUGUAAUUAACCUAUAAAUAUUUUUCCUGUAAAUUAUCCUAUAACCUUCACUAUUAAUGGAUCAGUAAUAAAAAACAAAUCUCAGCCUUUUCCGAGUACAUUUAAUAUUGUUCUCACUGAUAUUUAAUAUUUUUCUCACUCAUGCUCCAGUUGUAAUUCUCAUGUUGCAAAGAAUUUACUUUAAACAGAAAUGGUAGAGUAAUAGCAACUAAUGGACAAACAUCAAGUUCGACAUUUUCAAAAGAAAUGGCUUGAUGAUCACAUUCAAACACCCAUGUUCAAUCGAGACCUAUGCAGAUACAUAAUUCCAUGCGUAAGCAGUUAUUUAGGUGCCCAAA